Messenger RNA from Lindgomyces ingoldianus, 624 nucleotides. RefSeq lists its product as uncharacterized. The record is from RefSeq and is a predicted model, not a curated record. The transcript has a single exon. NCBI's taxonomy places the organism in Eukaryota, Fungi, Ascomycota, Dothideomycetes, Pleosporales, Lindgomycetaceae. The annotation marks the transcript as partial.
AUAGUCAAUAACACAAUCUCCACCGAAUGGCAAUACAUCCGUGAAAUCGCGAAUUGCUACAACAAAGCGCCUUUGCUAUCUAGCCUCCCAGUCCGCUCGCCCAACGAUCCCGCCAUCGUCUGCGGCUCCGAUGCUAACGCCCAUCCACAAAUCGAAACCGCAACCAUCAUUGCCGGCGAUGAAGUCGGCUUCAUGGUCUCUCCACCUUGGACAGAAUUCGAUUGGCAAACGGUCAUCUGGCACCCCGGCCCGGGGCAAAUCUUCCUGUCAAAAUCGCCCACCGAGAACAUUUCCGCAUACGACGGCUCUGGGGAUUGGUUUAAAAUAGGGUACGCAGGGCCCGAGAACUCGACGACAUGGAGCUUGUUGGGUAAGUAUGGGAUGAAUGUUACGAUACCAAGGAUGACGCCGCCGGGGAAGUAUCUCAUGCGGUUUGAGCAGUUUCAGCCAGGCCCAGAGUUUGGUGAUACUCCUUUCUUUGUGGCUUGUGCGCAUGUAGAAAUUUUAGGACGAGGGCGGGGUAGGGUGGGGAGAAGGCAUUUGGUGAGGUUUCCUGGGGCGUACAAUAUUAGUGAACCAAGUACGUCCAUACUGUUCCUUAGCUGUUGUGAUGGGUCGAGUUAG